AUGUUUGAACCACUCCAACCUGAUACUCCUGCAUUGUUUCAAAUAUUGAGAGAAUUGAUACCCAAUAGUGAUCAGAAGCGAGAUACGGCAUCAUUUUUACUGGAGGUGAUUCAAUAUGUACAAUUUCUGCAGGAAAAGUUGCAAAAAUAUGAAGGUUCAUAUCAGUCUUGGAGUUCAGAGCCCACAAAGCUCAUGCCAUGGAGAAACAGUCAUUGGCGAGCUCAAAGUUUUGUUGAUCACCCUUUAGUCAUGAAGAAUGGUGCUGGUCCUGUUUCAGCGAUUCCUGGCAGGGCAAUAGAACUACAAAAUGCACUAGGAAACAAAGCAACUGGCAUACCUGUCCCUCUGCAGACAAGCAUGCAUAUUUCUGUCCUAAAUGAUGGCGCCUUCUCCCAUACAUUACCUAGGCGAGCUUCUGAUGCACAGUCAACUGAGUGUCCUACCACUACAGACACUCCGAAUCCUCAGGAGGAUCUGACAGUUGAAGGGGGCACAAUUAACAUUUCAAGUGUCUACUCCCAAGAGUUAUUGAAUUCAUUGACACAAGCACUUCAGAGCUCAGGUGUGGAUCUAUCCCAAGCCAGCAUAUCAGUGCAAAUCAAUCUUGGGAAACAGGCAAAUCCUGAACCAGCAUCGGGCAUAUCAAUCGCCAAGGAUCACGAAACUUCUACUCCUACACCCAGGCUUUUUCAAGAUGUGAGCAACAACGAAGACUUGGAUCAAGCUCGCAAAAGGUUGAAGAUCUGA
This is a messenger RNA of Fraxinus pennsylvanica, 747 nucleotides long. NCBI's taxonomy places the organism in Eukaryota, Viridiplantae, Streptophyta, Magnoliopsida, Lamiales, Oleaceae. The record is from the annotation of a GenBank genome assembly.